GUUAUAUUUUACAAAUGAUAACAUAGGACAUACAGACAUAUAUAUCCGGAUUAAAAACACAACUCCAUGUGAAAUAAGACAGGUCUUUAUGUCGAUACAGGAAGAGAGAGCCAGACGAGCAUGAACAGUUAGUAAAGAAAGCCCAUGAAAAGGCAAUGGAUGGAGCUGUUGAAAUAGUUUUGUGGUUGAGAGAUCGUAAAGGCAUACAUGUUAAUUUAGAAGAUGGUCAUCAAGCUGAGGCAGCCGAUUUAUUUGAAAUUGUUUUAGAACAACGAGGGCUUCCACCAGAGAGUGAAAAUGUUUUCUCUGUAUGGCUGGUAUCACCACUUCUAGAACUUCGAUUAAAGAAUCACCACAAACCAUUCCAGUUAGCCCAGUUGUGGGAUGAUUUCUGUGCUAUGUAUACUGAUUCUAGUGCUGAUGAAAUUACACGAGAUGAACCAGUUGUUAUGUUCCAAAGAAAUGUCUUCCUUACGUUAGAAGAGGAAAUGAAGGCUAUAAGAGGUCAUGGCGAGUAUAAGUCCUCAAAUGAAACCAUUUUGUGUUUACUGUACCAUGAGGCCAAGUUUAAUGUUGCAGAGGGAAGGUAUAUCAUGGAUCAUUCUGACUAUCAUGCAUUAGCAGGAAUCCAGGCUUUGAUACAUCUGGGUCCAUAUGAUCCAAAAAAUCAUGUUCCCUCUCAGUAUAGAGCCAACCUAAGCAAGUAUUACCCUCCACACAUGUAUAAAUUCAAACUACAGCUGUUACACAUUGGUAAGUCAAAAGAACGUCCAUGUGAAGAACUGUUCAUGGAAGCACACAGACAAAUAUCUGCAAAUCACAGAGAUGAAAUCCGUGGUAGUGCUCUAAGAGAUUUGUACAGACAGUAUUUACAGAUAUGUUGGAAGUAUCCAUGCUAUGGGAGUGCCUUCUUUGAGGGAGUGAUAGAGAAACCUUGUCAUAAAGUAAAGAAAGCUAUCUUGGGUUGUCAGCAAACUGAAGUAUUAGUUGCAAUAAAUACAGAUGGAGUUACAGUUACUGAUAAGGAAAAACCAGAAGUCAUUUUGGCAGUACCAUAUGAAGAACUGUCAUGGAAUUUAGAUACAAAUGAAGAUGAAGAUGAUCUAAUACCAUGUUUAUUGGUACAGUUUCUGUGUAAAGCAGGGAGAGAUUGUAAUACUAAAGUGCUACAGAUAUACUCCAGACAGGCCAAACUAAUGGAUGCAUUGAUAGAUUCCUCAGUAAAACGUAAACUCCAGAGGGGUUCAUUACAUGGAAGGGAAGACUAUGGAGAUGGCGGAGGAGAAAUAUACAGGAAUGAAAACUUUUGUAGGAAGGUAGAAAAUAAGAUGGAAAAAAUGUGUCUGACAACAUACUCAUUAGAAGGUACGGAGACAAGAGGGUAAUUAUAAUAGAUGACAGAUGAAAUUACUGCAUAAUAUGAAUUGAAGCACGACAUCUAUGCAUUUCAGCCCCGAUUUGGGUCUAUUGUUACUGUUUAUUUUGACUUUGUACAAGUAGAUAUUACUUAUUGGUAGCUUUACAGACAUAUUAAAUGGUUGUAGAAUGUUAUUUAGACUUAAGAUUUGUUUAUAACAAUAUCCAUUGUUGCUUACUUAGCAUUUCAUCUGUAUAUAAUAUAUUUCAGUCUUUAAAGAGAAGUGAUUCUUCACAUAGGAUGUCCGAGAUGAAUUUAAGAUUGUUGAAAUAAAGGAAAUUUAUCCUAGUUUCUACAUGUUCUAGUAGUAAGGAUUUUUUUUAAUAAUCUGCGUUGUAAUAAAACUAUUUAUUGAAAUAUUUAUAAUUUAGCAGUUGCAAUUUUUAAUGUAUAAAUCAAAAAUAAUUUUAUAAGUCGUGUUUGUUGUGAAAACGUGUUAACUAGCUUAAAGUACAUUAUAUAAUUGUAUGAUAUAUGAAAUGUGAUAUUAAAGAUGGGCACUGAUGGAGAUACUUUCUGUUUAGUUUUUACCUCACAAAUACAAAAUGUAUCACAAGUGAUGAGUGGAUCGUUCCACAACGUCAAAUAAAACAACACAAUUUGAAUAAUAUUUCAUACAAGAAAUAUAUUAAAGAAUAACAUUUUAUUUUACACUUUGUAUCCAACAUAACUUUGAUAUUUUUGUUUUGUUUUGUUAACUUUUGUUUCAUUUGUGCAUAUCAUGUCAAAUAUUUGUUGAUGAGAAUUCUGCAUUAUGUGUCUUUUCCCUUUAGUUUUUGUGAACUAUUCUGUAAUAGAUCUUUUUCUCCAUGAUUUUGUCAUUUUUCAUUUGUGUUUAUAAUACAGAUAAUUAUUUCAGCUAAUUGUUAGUUUGACAUUUUGUAGAUAUUUGAUUUUACAUCAAUAGCUUAAUAAAUUGUAGCCUGACAUAUUUGGUAAACAUACCAUAUUUUGAAACAACAAAUACGAAGAUGUUAUUUUUAUCAUGACCAUUCAGGCUUGUAUUAUACAUAGCAAUAUCUUUCUUCAAUAUGCUUCAAGUCACUGGAGUAGAUUCAAUAUACUGUAAACCAACUUAUUUUCGCGAGCGAUUUAUUUUUGCGACUUUCGCGAGUAGAAAAAUAACGCAAAUAUAAAUCGCCGCAAAUAU
Molecule: messenger RNA, 2567 nt
Organism: Mytilus trossulus (common blue mussel)
Lineage: Eukaryota; Metazoa; Mollusca; Bivalvia; Mytilida; Mytilidae
Product: putative FERM domain-containing protein FRMD8P1
Exons: 13
Coding region: 156-1385 (409 amino acids)
Biological process (GO): negative regulation of canonical Wnt signaling pathway
Cellular component (GO): plasma membrane; cytoskeleton
Source: RefSeq, a predicted model, not a curated record